This is a messenger RNA of Pygocentrus nattereri (red-bellied piranha), 1000 nucleotides long. It is a transcript of the gene rbm8a, whose product is annotated as RNA binding motif protein 8A. The record is from RefSeq and is a predicted model, not a curated record. NCBI's taxonomy places the organism in Eukaryota, Metazoa, Chordata, Actinopteri, Characiformes, Serrasalmidae. Bases 58 to 582 code for a protein of 174 amino acids. Gene Ontology annotation, cellular component: cytoplasm; exon-exon junction complex; nucleus. Gene Ontology annotation, molecular function: mRNA binding. The transcript is spliced from 6 exons. Gene Ontology annotation, biological process: RNA splicing.
UACGUAGCGGGAAGACCGCAGUGCGCAUGCGCCAGUCCAUCCAAACGAACAGGCAUCAUGGCAGACGUACUGGAUCUUCAUGAAGCGGGAGGCGAAGACUUUCCUAUGGACGAGGACGGAGAUGAGAGUAUUCACAAGCUGAAAGAAAAGGCCAAGAAGAGGAAGGGUCGUGGUUUUGGAUCUGAGGAAGGUGCGAGGUCCAGAGUGCGAGAAGACUACGAUACAGUGGAGCAGGAUGGUGAUGAGCCUGGCCCACAAAGAUCCGUUGAAGGAUGGAUCCUCUUCGUCACGGGCGUUCAUGAGGAAGCAACAGAAGAAGACAUCCAUGACAAAUUUUCUGAAUUUGGUGAGAUCAAGAAUCUCCAUCUCAACCUGGACAGGAGAACGGGUUACCUGAAGGGUUAUGCACUGGUGGAAUAUGAAACAUACAAAGAGGCACAGGCUGCCAUGGAGGGGCUGAAUGGCCAAGAUCUAAUGGGUCAACCGAUCAGUGUUGAUUGGUGCUUUGUCAGGGGGCCACCGAAGAGCAAGAGGAGGGGUGGAAGGAGACGUAGCAGAAGUCCAGACAGGCGACGGCGCUGAUUUCCUCGUCUCCAGCAUCCGCCACUUUGCCUUUUACAGUGUGUUGUAAUACAGAGGCAGUUUGGCUGCAUGCAUUUCUCUAAUGGGUAGUUUAUUUUUUUUUUGUUGGUUUUUUUUUGUUUUGUUUUUUUUAGAUUUUAGUGCUUUUUUUUUAUUAUUUUGAUUUUUUUCCUGUCUUGAGUGUCAUCCAGCUGCUGUGUGUAGUUUUCUCUACAACGGAGGACCAACAGCACUGCAGCAGCUCUUGUAAUAUGACAUCUGUAUAGUAUUGGUUUCUUGGUUUUACUUAAUUUUUGUACAAAAUUGAGGAAACUGGUCCUCAAUAAUCAGCCUAGGUUAGCAUGUCGCAGGUAAAACACAUUCAUUUUAAAGAUGCUUGUUUGUACACUUCUAAUAAAUUUGUUUGGGGUUAUGUUUA